UCUACAACUUAUUUCUACAGUCCUCGAGACUUGGACUUGAUGAUUCGAGUAUAUAAUCGGAGGCUCUGAUCUGAAUACAUUGUAUCUGCCGUGGAACAUAAGUUCAACGUGUUUUCAACGAUGUAGAUUCAGCUAGAACUAUCGACUAAAAAAAUUCUCGAGAAACUCGUAGUGACGCUUGAAGAAUCCUUUGUCAGACUUGUGAAGAUUUUAAUAGUACUCGAUACCUAGGUAGUGGAUGAUAGUUAUAACCUUAUUGAUUUAUUUAUUUACUUGUGUAUUUAGACUGAAUUCACUCACGCAUUCACUCAUUCAUCACAUCCCCUUCACAAAACCGCCUUCUCAAACCAUCAACACGGCAUGAGUUCACCAAACACCACACCAACUCCCUCUACCCCUACCCCACCCUCUACAAAACCCUCUACAUCACUAAUCCGCUCCCCUCGCUACUACAUGCUAACCGCCUUCACCAACCGUCUCCUCCCCCUCGCUCUCUUCACAAUCCUCCUGAUCACCGGUACCGUGAUCCUCAUCUAUACCGUUGUAGAUAAAAAAGUUUUGCCCCCUCGAUAUAUCGUCGCUUCUUAUAUUACUAUUGCCGUUAUUGUUGGAUUGUGGUGUGCAUUGCGGAUGAUACUUUUUUUGAGAAGACAAUUUGGGGGGAUGCGUACGGAUGAUCCGGAAAGGGGGUUACGGAUUGGGAUCGAGGGGCAGGGGGGAAGUGGAAUCGAUGCGAUUAAUAGGUUAUGGGGAAAGAAAGAGCGGAGAGUGAAAAAGUGUUUGAAGUGGUUGAAAGAGACUGGUAUGUUACUUGGAAAAUUUAGCGCAAGAAACCAUAGAAUUGGAAAUGGAGACGGAACGGAAUCAGAAUCAAGUCAAAACGACAUCGCAAUCGCCAACUCAUCAAACACCUCACAAGCAGACCAUCCAAUACAAACCCCACAACCAGCACACAAAGCCAUCCCAUUACGAGAUUUCCCUCCUCCAACUACUCCGGAUCCUCCUUUCCUAAUAAUAUCCCCACUACAAAUCACAGACCCUUCACUUCCCAUACCAGCAAAUACACAUGUUCGUCCCUCACGACCACGAAGUUACCCCGUCGAUGCAGGACUUAACCAUUUAUCGCAAAUACAUACUGCUGUGCAUUUAUCUUCUCAUAAACGGACCCGCGUCACCCGAUCUAGAGAUGUUAGGGGGUUUGGUGGUAUUGGUGUGGGUUUUUGGAGAAGGGGAUUAGUUUAUGUUUUUGGGGGAUAUGGGAUUACGGUGGGGAAUUUAUUGGGGUUGGGGAAUUGGGGGUUGUGGUUAGUUUUUGUGUGUGUGGAAAUUUGAGGAGUUCGUAAUAAGUGGUUAGAUUAUUAUUUGUAAUUAUUUUUAUAUGCGCUGAUUAAUGUGAAUACGAUUAUCAUCGGUUUUAUAACUGUAGUUUAUACCUUCACAAUAAGAUUCUAUCAUUACCCAA
This is a messenger RNA of Sclerotinia trifoliorum, 1462 nucleotides long. The record is from the annotation of a GenBank genome assembly. NCBI's taxonomy places the organism in Eukaryota, Fungi, Ascomycota, Leotiomycetes, Helotiales, Sclerotiniaceae.